Molecule: messenger RNA, 619 nt
Organism: Cuscuta europaea
Lineage: Eukaryota; Viridiplantae; Streptophyta; Magnoliopsida; Solanales; Convolvulaceae
Source: the annotation of a GenBank genome assembly
CCCCCCACCGUCCUUCGUCGUCCCUUGUUUCACCUUUCCAUCGUACCCUUUUCAAACCCCUAAAUCACUACCCUCUCUAGGACUCCUUCAUCGACACUCUCUGAUUCCCCGUCAUCUACACCCCAUCUCUAUUAAUCAGUCCGCCUCCAUCGUCAAACCCUCUGCAUGGAUAAAAUAAAUCUGGUAAAAGAUGUCAUGUUAAAUGAAAACCAACAUGUUAAUGAUUCGUCGCCUAUUUCAGACCCGCCUAGCCCGGUUCCAUUAAAACUUUACAUCGUUCGUUUUGGGGGAUCUAGUUCUUCUGAAACUAAUCCCAACUCGCGCCUGCGGAAGAAAUAUGGUGAUAAUCUCGUUUCUGACACGUGCGAUGGCUUGGAUGGACUUGAUGAGGAGGAUGGAGAAGAGGUGUCAUCGGUGCCCGUGGAGGGUAGACUGACAGAAGGCUUCAAUGUGGGGUCAGAAGAAGAGGAAGGAUAAACAGGAUUGGCGGAAGGGGAUAGUAGCGACGACGUGGAAGGAGUUUGCAGGCUUUGAUAUGGUAAUUGCCAAGUGGUAGCUUAAAGCCGGGUCACUUUCAGCUUUUAAAAUAAUUGGACCUGUGCUCCAUGGGAUGGAAACC